Molecule: messenger RNA, 4055 nt
Organism: Ostrinia furnacalis (Asian corn borer)
Lineage: Eukaryota; Metazoa; Arthropoda; Insecta; Lepidoptera; Crambidae
Product: neural-cadherin
Exons: 13
Coding region: 129-4055 (1308 amino acids)
Biological process (GO): cell morphogenesis; homophilic cell-cell adhesion; cell-cell adhesion mediated by cadherin
Cellular component (GO): catenin complex; adherens junction; plasma membrane
Molecular function (GO): beta-catenin binding; calcium ion binding; cadherin binding
Source: RefSeq, a predicted model, not a curated record
AGACGCUGUCGGGUGCGGACUGUAUGUCUCUUUUCGACUGCAUCUGUCAAACGUUCCGAUAUCGUAAAAGUGUAUCACUUUCAUGAAGCAUGGGAUGUUGGACUGACUGAGAGGAACUCACAACAAUAAUGGCGCGAACUGUGCUAGCAGGCGGGGCCUUGCUCUGCGCCUUGAGCAUAGCACACGCGCUCAUCCUCGUGCCGCACGAUGUCCGGCCCGGGCACGCAGUUCGACAUUUCACCGGCAACCAUUCCAGAUACACGCUCCUUGACCCCGAGUACGCUCCCUUCUUCACACUCCUCGAUGACGGCCUACUCAUGACCACAGCUGACCUAGAACCGCUACUUAAUCAGCCGCUCAACCUCGCCGUCUUGGAGCAAACGCCAUACAGUAGCGCCGCCCACUCCAUCCACCUCUUAGUCGUGGACAGAAGGACGAUGCUACAUUUUGCUGGUGCUGACCACCUGCGGGGAGAGAUUCCCGAAAAUGCGCCAGCAGGCACUGCCGUUGACCUUCCCCCACUCAAGGCUACUGCAUUAGUCGACGUAGGCCCCAUCGCCUACAAAAUUCUCAAGGGGAACCAAGACUCCGUGUUUUCGCUGCGAGAUAAAAGUAAAGGUUCACACGAAAUUCCUGCCGUCAAAUCUGUCAUUACGGAGGGCGAUGUAGAGAUUAUCGCUACGGAACCGUUGGACACUGAAGAAAAGAGUUUCUACGAGUUGGUUAUUCAAGCGACGGACCUUCACGGGGCCAAUAAAGUCAGCCUGCCCGUCCGGAUCGACGUCACUAAUGAAAAUGACCACGAGCCCCUUUUCGAGCAAGAGAUCUAUUAUUUUGCUGUGAAUGGGACACCUAAUGAAAAUGGUCCGAAUGGUUCGGCUCAUUGGCAGAGAUUCUCUAGUAUUGGCACGGUUCACGCUUACGAUGCUGACGGCGAUCGGGUGUAUUAUUCAUUGACUAACCCGAGCAAUCUGGCAGUUAUAGUGCCGCAGACGGGGGAGUUAAUUUUGGCGGGUGAACCUGACAGCCACGAGGCGGAGUUGAGGGUGCUUGCUCACGACACUGGCUCUCCGCCGCGUAAGAGCCGACCUGCUCGCGUCUUUCUCGAAUUCGUGAUCCGCAAUAGAAAGAAAUUGCCAACGCUUCACCGCGAGAAGCGUCGCGUUACUCGUGCAGUCCGUCCGACGAAACGUAUCGAAUUCACCGAAGCUGACGGUGAAGUAGAAGGACGUGCAGUUUUUACGCUUGAAAAAGAAACCGACCGCGAGACAUUUAAAAUUCGGGACGAAAAUCCAUGGGUUACCGUUGAACCAAGUGGUGUAGUGAAAGUUAAAAAGAAGUGGGACUAUGAGGAGUUGGGACCUGAGAAGACCAUUGACUUUUGGGUGACAAUCACCAACGCUGGAAACGGAGUGGCCUUAAAAUACACGGAUAACCAGCGGGUGAUCAUCCACGUGAAGGAUGUCAACGACGAGCCUCCUUACUUUAUCAAUCGACCGCUGCCGAUGCAGACAGUGGUGCAACUCAACGCUGCUCCGAACACUCCAGUCUUCACUCUUCAAGCCCGUGACCCUGACACUGACCACAAUAUCCAUUACUUCAUCGUGCGCGACAGGACUGGAGGAAGGUUCGAGGUGGACGAGAGGUCUGGCGUCGUCAGGACGAGGGGAACAGACCCCUUCCAGUUGGAUAUGGAGUACGUGCUGUAUGUGAAGGCCGAAGAUCAGAGUGGAAGAGUAGACGAAAGGAGGUUCCAGUCAACGCCAGAGGAACGAUUGAGCAUCGUCGGUGGAAAGCGCGCUCCUCAAUUCUACCUACCAAGCUAUGAAGCUGAAAUCGCUGAAAACCAGAAAAAGGAUUCUGACAUAAUCUCGGUCAAAGCGAAGUCCUUCGCCGACCGUGAAAUCCGGUACACCUUGAAGGCUCAAGGACAGGGAGCUGGCACCUUCAACAUCGGCCCCACCUCUGGCAUUGUAAAGCUGGCCAAGGAACUCGACUUUGAAGACCUACGGCAGCCUCACGUGUACUCCUUGGUGGUGACCGCGACGGAAGACUCUGGAGGUUUCUCAACUUCGGUAGAACUCACCAUACGAGUGACAGAUGUCAACGACAACGCUCCCAAGUUCGAGCUGCCGGACUAUCAGGCUCAUAACGUGGAUGAGGACAUCCCGCUUGGCACCAGCAUCCUCAAGGUCAAAGCCAUGGACGCCGACUCCGGGAAGAACGCAGAGAUCGAGUAUUUGGUUUCAGAUGAUCACUUCAGCGUGGAUUCCAAUGGCAUUAUAACGAAUAACAAGCAGUUGGAUGCUGACAACAACAACGCUUAUUACGAGUUUGUGGUCACCGCCAAAGACAAGGGAGAGCCGGCCAAGACUGGAACCGCCACCGUCAGAGUUUACACCAAGAAUAAGAACGACGAAGAACCGAAGUUCUCACAACAGGUAUACACGCCGAAUGUCGACGAAAAUGCUGGCCCAAACACUCUGGUAACCACUGUCGUUGCCUCGGACAAAGAUGGUGACAAUGUCCGAUUCGGAUUCGUCGGUGGCGGCACUAGUUCCGGACAGUUCGUCAUCGAAGAAAUCACCGGUGUAAUUCGACUUCACAACAAAGGCAUAUCCCUAGACCGAGACAAGUACGAACUGAACGUUACUGCGAUGGACGAUGGCGCUUGCUGUGUCAAUGGCGACGCUACCAUACACACGUCGACUGCGGUCGUCGUAGUCUUUAUCACAGACGUAAACGACAACAAACCUAUCUUCAAAGACUGUCCCACGUAUUUCCCGAAAGUGGAAGAAGGUGCACCAAACGGCAGUCCCGUCAUAAAAGUACACGCAACAGAUGAAGACAAAGGCGUCAACGGUCAAGUGAAAUAUUCGAUAGUACAGCAACCAAACCAGAAGGGGACAAAAUUCACUGUUGACGAAGAAACUGGCGAAGUGUCCACUAACAAAGUAUUCGACAGGGAAGGUGAUGAUGGAAAGUUUGUAUCGGUGACCGUAAAGGCCACGGACCAGGGAGAACCCUCCCUGGAAGGUGUCUGCUCGUUCACAGUUGAAAUUACUGACGUUAACGAUAACCCUCCACUAUUCGACCGACAAAAAUAUGUGGAGAAUGUAAAACAAGACGCCAGUAUUGGUACAAAUAUUUUAAGAGUAUCGGCUUCCGACGAAGAUGCCGAUAAUAAUGGCGCCAUAGUUUAUACUUUGAGCGCACCUUUUAACCCCGCCGAUAUUGAAUAUUUUGAGAUCCAACCUGAAUCAGGUUGGAUCGUACUCAAGAAGCCUUUGGACCGGGACAGGUAUCGGCUGCGCGUGCGCGCGUCGGACCGCGGCGCGCCGCCCUCCUCGGCGGACGUGGACGUUGAGUUAGACGUGGUAGACAGGAACAAUAAGCCCCCCAUCUGGGACAUGACCACGUAUGGCCCCGUUCACAUCAAAGAGAAUGUCACAGUGGGUACCGUAGUGACCAGUGUGAAAGCCAGCUCGGGAAUAGAAAACAAUCCGACGGUGUUCUACCGCUUGAUGCCAGGAUCGACAGCACAGACCAAUAAGUUCCAUACAUUCUAUUUGCAACAACGAGCCGACAAUGGGAAUACUUGGGCGGACAUAAAAGUAAAUCAUCCGUUGGACUACGAAAGCAUCAAGGAAUACAAUUUGACCAUUCGUGUAGAGAACAACGGCGCCCAACAACUGGCUUCAGAAGCAACGGUGUACAUCCAGUUGGAAGAUGUGAAUGAUGAGAUCCCACUCUUCACGGAGCGAGAGCAAGAGACAGUGCUGGAAGGCGAGCCCAUAGGGACCAAGGUCACGCAGGUCAACGCCAUCGACAAGGAUGGAACGUUCCCGAAUAACCAGGUGUACUACUACAUCGUGGACUCACCUCGCAACGAGGGCAAGGACUUCUUCGAGAUCAGCAUGCAGACCGGGGAGAUCUUCACCAAGGUGGUGUUCGACAGGGAGAAGCAGGGCGCCUACGCGUUGGAGGUGGAGGCGAGGGACGGCGCUCCGUCGGCGCGGCCGAAUUCCGACAACCAGCCCAAUUCAGGUAGGUGA